AUGACAACAAUUCAAAGAAAAGAAGAGAUUGUUAAUAAUUUAACAACAGUUAGAAAUAACAUGCAAAGGAUUCUAAAUGAGCAGCAGCGUGAAGCUUGUUUGGUUGCUGUUAGUAAAUAUAAACCAAUAGAGGACUUGAUGUAUGCCUAUGAGACAGGCCAACGUCACUUUGGUGAAAACUAUGUACAAGAAUUAGUAGACAAGAGUCAAAAGUUGCCAGCAGAUAUUCAAUGGCAUUUUAUUGGACAUCUCCAAAGCAACAAGUGCAAAACGGUUGCAGCCAUUCCAAAUUUGUAUGUGGUCGAAACGAUCGAUAGUAUAAAAAAGGCAGAUACUUUAGAUAAGGCAUGUAAGGCAGUAGAACGAAAAGAGCCUCUAAGUGUGUUUGUACAAGUGAAUACGAGCGAAGAGGAUGUUAAGAGUGGAGUAGAUCCUUCGAGUGUAGUGGAUGUCUGCAAGCAUAUAAUUGAACAAUGUUCAAAUUUGAAGCUACAAGGAUUGAUGACUAUUGGUAUGUUUGGAAGAGACCCUUUAGUUGAAAACCCUGAUUUCAAGUGUCUUAUGGAAUGUAAACAAAGGGUCGAAAACGAAUUAAGCGUGAAAGACUUGGAGCUAAGUAUGGGUAUGUCUUCUGAUUAUGAAAUGGCAUUAAAGAUGGGAUCUACCAAUGUUCGUGUUGGCACAACGAUCUUUGGUGGAAGACCACCCAAGACAGAAAUAAAGAAAUAA
Molecule: messenger RNA, 729 nt
Organism: Rhizopus microsporus ATCC 52813
Lineage: Eukaryota; Fungi; Mucoromycota; Mucoromycetes; Mucorales; Rhizopodaceae
Product: alanine racemase
Exons: 7
Coding region: 1-729 (242 amino acids)
Cellular component (GO): intracellular anatomical structure
Molecular function (GO): pyridoxal phosphate binding
Source: RefSeq, a predicted model, not a curated record